Molecule: messenger RNA, 1366 nt
Organism: Ceratosolen solmsi marchali
Lineage: Eukaryota; Metazoa; Arthropoda; Insecta; Hymenoptera; Agaonidae
Product: lost and found
Exons: 5
Coding region: 434-1366 (310 amino acids)
Molecular function (GO): protein binding
Source: RefSeq, a predicted model, not a curated record
UUGGUGUUCGUAUCUCGAGCGAACAUAAUGUCUGUAUGACGGCUGCAAGGAUUGAAACAAGUGCUGUCGUGUUUAGAUGACCGACGCCGAAUGUUGGUAUGGAUGUUUCGCAAAGGGAGGCGGGGUUGCGGGUGGAUACGAACGCUUCGCUUUCUUCGCGUCGAUCGAUACGCUAGAUUUGGGCGCCGCUUGCCUACUCACCCCCUAUGCAUUCGCCCUCGCGUUUGUCGUCUACGCCAAUAGUGUACGUGCCUCCGGCUUGCGAGUAGUGACGCAUCUAUAUUAUCCUAGGAUUGCCAGCAUCGACGUAUGCGACGUGCGCUAGGGUGCCGACUCGCCCUAAUCGUGGGCUAAGCUUCGAGGUUAUGUCGAGGUUGUCGAGCUUCGAAAAGCGGUGGCGGCGAUCUGGUGAGGAAGAUAUUUAUCGCGGCUAAUGGGUCCGAGGAGCGGGUGGGCCGGGGCCUCAAAGGUCCUGCGGCCAACCCGGUCGCGAGUGCGGCCCUUGUUCCAGGAACAUCAGACACCUUACCAAAGAGGAGGUAGCUUGCUAAAUCUACUCAUUUUUACUUGGGCAAUUGUCGUCGGAGUUGGGGCGCUGCCACGUCAGGUUGCCGCGGAGAAGAACAAAGAUUAUUUGAUGAGUAAUCUUUGCAAAACUCAAUUUAUGCGGGAUUUAUAUUGGAAGAUAGACGGAGCCGUUAUUACGUCUCAAAAUGAAAGAAAUCUCGAUUGCGCCGUCACUUUCCAAACGUACAGUAUAGUUCAACGAUUUAUGUUAAAAUUUGAUCGAUUGCAAUUGGAUUGUAAUGAUCAUCUUUAUAUAUAUGAUGGAGCACACUCUGUUGGUAAUUUUAAGGCUGAUUUGUCUUGCAGAAAUACAAUGCAAAGCGUUGGAGCCAUCUACACGCAUACAAACUUUGUUACUUUAAAGUACGUAACAGAUGCCUGGGGGACCGAUACGAAUGGAUUCCGUCUCGUUAUUACAGCCGUUAAAGAUCCUAGACAUACCUGCAAUGAUUUUCGAUGCAAUUUGAAAGAUUUCUGCAUACAUAAAGAUCUUGUCUGCGAUGGUAUUAGUCAUUGCGAAGAUGGUUCUGAUGAAGCCACUUCCACUGCUUGUGUCAAUAUGGAGGCUUCCACUAUUCUGGGCAUGGAGAGCACUUGGUUUGCAAUGAUGAUGAUUUGCAUAGUUUUAGCUACAGCAGGCCUUGUGACAGCUGCAGUUUUGUGCUUUUACAGAAAACGCAUGCCAAUGCCGCGACAUCCACAUAAUUCACAUAACCCUCAAGGACAUCUACCCGUCAACUAUCCCUGUGAGAAAAGUACCACUCAUAUUUUGUUAAAAAUUUGUAUGCUCAAAGAUUAA